This is a messenger RNA of Penicillium odoratum, 738 nucleotides long. RefSeq lists its product as uncharacterized. The transcript is spliced from 2 exons. The record is from RefSeq and is a predicted model, not a curated record. NCBI's taxonomy places the organism in Eukaryota, Fungi, Ascomycota, Eurotiomycetes, Eurotiales, Aspergillaceae. Bases 1 to 738 code for a protein of 245 amino acids.
AUGCCUGGUUUUUUAGAUCCUGCAGACCUACUGGCUGCUGGUUGGAGGAAACGCAAACGAGAUCAUGAAGACUCUACAACCUUGGUUCGGCCAUCAACAUUUGGACCGUGUCGAGUAGAUCGUUCCGACCGGGAUAACAAUUGUUCACCCCUAUCCCGACAUCAGGAGACUGGCGACCUCUCCUUCCGGCCGCGCUGUUUACCUCGCAAGCGCCGACACAUUCAGACCCCCUAUAUCACAUUUCCUACCCAUCAACAAUCCUCCCUCCUCUCACCCAAUGUAUACGCCCCCGCCCAAGAUUCCUACUCUCCACCCGUGUCCCCCAGGACCAUCGUCCCUAUUACCUAUCCUACUUCGCCCUCCGCGCUUCGUCCCUGUCACAUCUGCCACCGUCGUCCCACAACACGACAAGUCCUAGAUGCAUAUGCAGACUGUGAUCUUUGUGGUGAACGCGCAUGCUUCAUCUGUCUCCGACAAUGUGACGCGCUCGCCUGUCGUGGCACCAAGAUAAACCCAAGCCCGGGUCAAUCAGAUAUCUACACCCACGAGAGGAUGUUCGAAGGCACGGAUUCUCGAAGAAAGAUCUGUUCAAGCUGCGCGGUGGAGGGAAUCACUGAGACCGGUACAGAAAUUGUCCAGUGUCUGGAUUGUGUCCGCGGUCAUUCGACUUGGCCGACUGGCGCUAUGGCACCUGGAUGGACAUUGGAUGCCAUGAACCAUGACCAUAUGGUUGGAUAA